Tachysurus vachellii is the source of this 1372-nucleotide messenger RNA. It is a transcript of the gene fhl2b, whose product is annotated as four and a half LIM domains 2b. The record is from RefSeq and is a predicted model, not a curated record. The transcript has 7 exons. Gene Ontology annotation, cellular component: Z disc; nucleus. NCBI's taxonomy places the organism in Eukaryota, Metazoa, Chordata, Actinopteri, Siluriformes, Bagridae. Bases 102 to 1034 code for a protein of 310 amino acids. Gene Ontology annotation, molecular function: transcription coregulator activity.
UCGACUUCGUCGUGAAACACCGACAUUUUAAAGUCUAGUUCUUACGGCUUAAAAUGUCUUACUACUCAAGAGGGUUGUGUAUCACGCGGCUUCGGCACUAAAUGUCGCAGACAUAUGACAUACUAAAGGCAAAGCAAGAAAGGAACUGGGCACAACUGAGAACAGCAUCAAACACAGCUGUAAUUGGACCCAAAAUGGCAGAACGUUAUGAUUGUCACUAUUGCAAGGAGUCCCUGAUUGGGAAGAAGUAUGUUCUGCGAGAAGAAAACCCUUACUGUGUGAAGUGCUACAACAGCCUUUACUCCAACACCUGCGAUCAGUGUAAGAAACCCAUUGGCUGUGACAGCAGGGACCUUUCCUACAAGGACCUCCACUGGCAUAGCGACUGCUUCCAGUGCUUUAAGUGUAGACGCUCCUUAGCGGACAAACCGUUCUCCAUCAAGGAUGAGCAGAUGCUCUGCACUGAGUGCUAUGUCAGCGAGUAUUCGUCUAAGUGCCAUGAGUGCAAGAAGACUAUCAUGCCUGGUUCGAGGAAAAUGGAGCACAAGGGCAACAGCUGGCAUGAGACAUGCUUCUCCUGCCAGCGUUGCCAGCAACCAAUUGGCACCAAGAGCUUCAUCCCAAAAGAUGACAGGAACUACUGUGUCCCCUGUUAUGAGAAGCAGUUUGCUCUCCAGUGUGUGCAGUGCAAGAAGCCGAUCACCACUGGAGGUGUGACCUACCAUGAGCAGCCGUGGCAUAAAGAUUGCUUCCUGUGCACAGGCUGCAAGGAGCAGUUGGCUGGCCAGCGCUUUACUUCUCGUGAUGACUUUCCUUACUGCCUCGGCUGUUUCUGCAACCUUUAUGCUAAGAAGUGUGCCUCCUGUACCACCCCUAUCAGUGGUCUGGGUGGCAGCAAGUAUAUUUCCUUUGAGGAGCGUCAGUGGCAUCAUGACUGCUUCAACUGUACAAAGUGCGCUGUGUCCUUGGUGGGUCGUGGCUUCCUGACUGAGAGAGACAAUAUCCUGUGUCCUGAAUGUGGCAAAGAUAUCUGAGCACAGACCAUCUGAGCAGCUGACAGCAUGAAAGAGUAGGUAGUUGAUGUCAUAUGACUAUUUUAAUAUAACCAGCCUUAAAUUUUGUCAAACCUUUUACUGACAUAUUCUGACAUUCAAUCUGUAAGUGAUUCAUAUGUAUUUUAUAUUUAACUAGAUACACCAUUAUAUCAUUAUGAAGGGGGAAAUUCAUCAGGCUGGUUAGCCAACCCAAAGUAGUACAUGCUUUGUGAAAGGCUUCAUGCUGACUAUUUUAAGACUAUUUUAAUUGAAGAUAUUUUAGAUUUCUAUUCUUAACACUAAGAUAAACUAAUGAUUCUGUAAUUGUUUAUCUGCAG